AUGAAUACCAAGGCAUUUAUCCUAUUAAAUGGUUCGAAGUUUCAUCAACGUCUUAUCAAAAAUAAGAAUGCUGCGCCAGUUCAAAUUUCGGCUGAGCAGAUUCUUCGCGAGGCCAAAGAACGACAAGGAGUAGCCAUCAAGGUUCCUAAGCAAAAGAUUCACGACCAUGAGGAACUAAUGGAAUACAGGGGGAGGAAGCGCAAAGAAUUCGAGGACCGUAUUCAACGCAGCCGACUUCAUAUCGGAGAAUGGCUCAAAUAUGCAGCAUGGGAAGAGAGUCAAGAUGAGCUGGCCAGGGCUCGUUCCGUGUACGAACGUGCGCUGCAGGUGGACAGUCAAAAUUCGACACUGUACCUCAAGUAUGUUGAAAUGGAAAUGAAGCACAAGAACAUUGCUUUGGCACGCAAUCUUUUCGAUAGAAUUGUUACAAUUCUUCCACGCCGAGAUCAGUUUUGGCUCAAAUACACUUAUAUGGAAGAAAUGCUGGAAGAGGUUGCUCGAGCUCGCCAGAUAUUUGAGCGCUGGAUGCAAUGGGAGCCGGAAGAAGAGGCGUGGAUGGCUUAUGUUAAGUUUGAAAAGCGGUAUAAAGAACUGGACCGUGCACGCGCCAUUUAUGAAAGAUUCGUGCAUGUCCAUCCAGACCCCAAGAACUGGAUCAAAUGGGCUGAAUUUGAGGAACGGGAAGGAUCUACCGAGAAGGCACGCGAUAUAUUCACAAGGGCCAUCGAAGUGAUGGGUGAGGAGCUAAUGGAGCAAAGAUUGUUCAUUUCAUUUGCUAAAUUCGAAACCCGACAGAAAGAAAUCGAACGGGCUCGCGUCAUUUAUAAAUAUGCGCUGGAUCGUAUUCCUCGCUCAAAAUCCCAAGCUCUUUAUAAUCAAUAUGUUCAAUUUGAGAAACAGUAUGGCGACAAAGAAGGAAUCGAGGAUGUAGUUAUUGGCAAACGAAGACUUCAAUACGAAGCAGAUCUUGCCAAUAAUCUCAAAAAUUAUGACAUUUGGUUUGAUUAUGGAAAACUUGAAGAAAGUACGGGCGAUAUAGAUCGAGUUCGAGAGGUAUAUGAACGUGCUAUCGCACAAGUUCCGCCAGCUCAAGAGAAACGACUUUGGCGACGGUAUAUUUAUCUUUGGAUUAAGUAUGCCUUAUUUGAGGAACUUGAAGCAAAAGAUUACGAGCGUACACGGGAGGUAUACAAAGGAUGUCUCCAACUCAUUCCACAUAAAAAGUUCACAUUUGCCAAAAUCUGGCUGUUAUACGCCAAAUUUGAGAUUCGACAGCUGGAUGUCGCUGCUGCGCGCAAGUCCUUAGGAAUGGCUCUAGGUAUGUGUCCCAAAGACAAGCUAUUCAAGGGAUACAUUGAGCUAGAGCUGGAGCUGCGUGACAUUGAUAGAGCAAGGAAAUUAUAUGCCAAGUACCUUGAGUGGUCGCCGUCCAAUUGUGCUGCCUGGAUCAAAUUUGCAGAACUGGAGAAUGAGCUUCAGGACAUUGAUCGUGCACGUGCUAUUUUCGAUUUGGCUAUUUCUCAACCGGAGUUGGAUAUGCCGGAACUUCUCUGGAAAGCGUAUAUUGACUUUGAGGUUGGUGAAGAGGAAUGGUCCAAUGCUCGCUCGUUAUAUCGGAAACUGUUGCAGAGAACGGCGCAUGUGAAAGUAUGGAUCAGUUGGGCACAUUUUGAAGCAAGCGUGCCGGGCGAAGGUCAAGCUGCUGCUGCACGAGAAGUGUUCAAGAAGGGCUGCAAUACCAUGAAGGAGCAUGGGCUCAAGGAAGAGAGAGUUAUUCUAUUGGAAGCGUGGAAAGAAUUUGAACAGGCGCAAGGUACAGCCGAGACCCUCAAGAGUGUACAGGACCUUAUGCCUAAGAUGGUCAAGAAACGUCGACAGGUCGAAACUGCUGAUGGUCAUGUUGCGGGCUCAUCACAAUGGGAGGAAUACUACGACUAUAUCUUCCCAGAUGACCAAACCGAGAAACCCAAUUUCAAAUUGCUCAGCAAAGCCCACGAAUGGAAAGCAAGAAUGGAAAAAGAAAAGGCUGAAAAGGCUGCUGCUGCUGCUGCUGCUGCUGCCGCUUCUGCCGCUUCUGCCGCUUCUGCCGCUUCUGCCGCUCCUGCUGCUGCUACUUCCAAUAAUUCCGAUGCUUCCGCUCCUGCUCCUGAUGACUCUGCUUCUGAUGAUUCUACUAGUCCAUAA
Molecule: messenger RNA, 2184 nt
Organism: Lobosporangium transversale
Lineage: Eukaryota; Fungi; Mortierellomycota; Mortierellomycetes; Mortierellales; Mortierellaceae
Exons: 9
Coding region: 1-2184 (727 amino acids)
Biological process (GO): mRNA splicing, via spliceosome; spliceosomal complex assembly
Cellular component (GO): U2-type catalytic step 2 spliceosome; Prp19 complex; precatalytic spliceosome
Molecular function (GO): protein binding
Source: RefSeq, a predicted model, not a curated record